Messenger RNA from Nicotiana tabacum (common tobacco), 684 nucleotides. Its product is annotated as transcription factor SRM1-like. Gene Ontology annotation, molecular function: DNA binding. The record is from RefSeq and is a predicted model, not a curated record. NCBI's taxonomy places the organism in Eukaryota, Viridiplantae, Streptophyta, Magnoliopsida, Solanales, Solanaceae.
CUUCUGACGCAAACAACAAAACAAACAGGAAACAAGUAGUAGAUUCAGAAAACUACAUAUAUAAUUGCUAAAACCAUGUACAUGAUUCAUUCAACGUCGACAUGGACAAGGUACGAGGACAAGUUAUUCGAGGAGGCUUUAGUUAUGUACCCUGAAGGUGUUGUUAACAGAUGGCAGAAAAUUGCAAUUCAUGUUCCUGGUAAGAGUCCUGAGGAUGUUAUGGCUCACUAUGAUGCACUUGUCCAUGAUGUGUUCGUGAUUGACUCGGGACGAGUCGACAUCCCGAGUUACAAUCAUCGUUCUUCCGAGUGGGAGCCUGAAUCUGGAACCAGAACCAGAACCAGUCAUAAUAUCUCUUUUGAAUCAAAUUACAAGAACCAUGCUGAACAGAUCAGGAAAAAGGGCACCCCUUGGACCCCAGAAGAACACAGAUUAUUCCUUAUUGGGCUGGAGAGAUAUGGAAAGGGUGACUGGAGAAGCAUUUCAAGAAAUGUAGUGGUAACAAGAACUCCUAUGCAGGUGGCAAGUCAUGCUCAAAAAUACUUUAAGAGACAAGAGUCAAUGAAAAAGAAAGAAAGGAAAAGGUCCAGCAUUCAUGACAUUACAGUGGAUACCAAUAUUCUGCUUCCUCAAAACAAUAACCAGAAUCAAGGAGUCUAUCAGAAUUACAACUUCCCUUUGUAA